Molecule: messenger RNA, 1198 nt
Organism: Cokeromyces recurvatus
Lineage: Eukaryota; Fungi; Mucoromycota; Mucoromycetes; Mucorales; Mucoraceae
Exons: 4
Coding region: 26-1129 (367 amino acids)
Source: RefSeq, a predicted model, not a curated record
AUACAUACUUAUUUAUUAUUUUCUAAUGACAAAAGAGUCAAACCAACCAAAGGCAGUGAACAUCAUUCGACCAAGUAGCAACACUAAUUAUGCUUUAUUAAAUAGUUAUAGUACUAGUAGCAAUAGUACCACAAGUAGCAAUUCACAAAAACGUAAUGGUUCUACUACUCGAAAACCAAGAGUAACUCCCUCAUCAGUAGUAAAGUCCAAUCUGGAAAAGCCAAUUUUAAAUCUAUACCACCCACCUACUCGAAAGUCGUCUUGUGAGAAACCGUCCUUUUUUGUUACCAGUAGACCUCCUAUAGAACUUUAUAAAGCAAGGCAACAGAAAUUACCAAAAACAGCACCAUCUUCCAAUGAUCAUAAAAUAUACAACAACAACAACAACAAUAAUAGUAAACCUGUCUCUUUUAUAAAAUACCCCUCACAGCAACCAACUCGAUCUGUACUUGGCGUUAUCAAUACACCAGCCACUUUUGACAAAGCAGUAAAUCAACCCGAAAUGAUAUCCAAUAAUGGCUCCUUAUCAGUAGAUACCAAGUCGGCCACUACUGCUACUGCUACUGCUACUGCUACUGCUACUGCUACUGCUACUACAAAUUAUUUAUUCACCGCCGAAAAUUUAUCAGAAGAUACUACAAGUGAUGCAGAAGAUAUAUAUAAUAAGAAUGAAGAGAUAAUAAUAAAAGAUGAAAAUAUAGAGGAUACUGAAGAAGAAGAUCUUAUUAAUGAAGCUCGAGUUAAUAGAAAAAUCGCGGAUUUAGAAUUAUCAAUAAAAUCAUUACUUACAGUAAAUGAAAUGCUAGAAGCUACAGUUAGGAAACAAGCGUCACAGUUAAAUCAAAUAAAGAAACAUCAACAAUUAGAAAAUCAUAUACAUACUGAUUCAAUAUUAGAACAACAGGCAAUAGAGCCCUUGAAGGAAAAUUCUUCUGAUGAUGAAGAAGAGGAUUGGGAAAAGGAUUUAUUAUUUCAAAAGCUAAGGAAAAUAACAGAAAAUAUGAUUGAACAAGGACAAAAAUCAAUUAACUUUGAAUAUAAAAUCCUUGGUCGAGUUCUAUCGAAUUAUACACCGCAAGAAGAAGAAGAAGAAGAUAUUGAUACCAAAAGUAAUAGCAGUCAUUCCUAGUAACAAAUCAUCAUCGAUACCUAUAAAUACACAAGAGCAUAGAUAUUUUUGUUUUUUUUUUUGUUUUUU